This is a messenger RNA of Quercus lobata, 762 nucleotides long. Its product is annotated as putative serine/threonine-protein kinase-like protein CCR3. Bases 1 to 762 code for a protein of 253 amino acids. NCBI's taxonomy places the organism in Eukaryota, Viridiplantae, Streptophyta, Magnoliopsida, Fagales, Fagaceae. The transcript has a single exon. Gene Ontology annotation, biological process: protein phosphorylation. Gene Ontology annotation, molecular function: protein kinase activity. The record is from RefSeq and is a predicted model, not a curated record.
AUGGGUCCCGUGAACAAUGCACAGGACCCACAGAAAAACAACACAAACGUGCAAAUGCACAAUGCAGACGCUAUCCAAACUCCACCUAUAUCAACAAGGCCAAAGAGCAAUAAUAGUUCAAAAUAUAAAAGAACACCUCCAAAAUUCUCACAUUUCGUACUAUCAUUCUUCUCCGCAGCCAAGUUACUAACAAAUAGUUCCAAAAGACCUAGACUCACAAUCCUUAAGACAGGAUUCGAAGUCUUGAUGAAAUUUGAAGUUAAGAAAGAAUUUCCUUUCAAAAUGCUAUUUGAAGCGACUAACAAUUUCUCAAAUGAUCACAAGAUUGGAACAGGUAGCUUUUUCUCAGUCUACCAUACCAGUUUAGAUGAUGGCCGAGAAGUGGCUAUUAAGUGCGAGAACGGUGCCUGUGCUUGCGAAAUUAACUCGAAAGCUUUGUCUUGCCAUAGUCACAAUAAUCUUGUUUGCUUAUUGGGAUUUUGUGGGGAUAGUAUCAAGCCCAUAUGGGUCUAUGAGUACAUGAAAAAUGGUAGUCUUCAUGACCAUCUUCAUAAGCUUCAAAGUAGUCCUCUAAUGUCAUCAUGGGCUACUCGGAUUGAAGUGGCACUAGAUGCAGCAAAAGGCAUUGCCAAGAUGUCUGAAAUCGGCCAUUUUGUGAAGCACUUCGUGGUAGACGAGAUGGAGCAUUUUUCUGAUCUGGUAGAGAUGGGCGCCUUGGAUUACAUGGUACACACGUCAUCUUACAUUGCACAAUGCAAUUGA